Molecule: messenger RNA, 1555 nt
Organism: Perca fluviatilis (European perch)
Lineage: Eukaryota; Metazoa; Chordata; Actinopteri; Perciformes; Percidae
Product: DEP domain-containing mTOR-interacting protein-like
Exons: 5
Coding region: 213-680 (155 amino acids)
Molecular function (GO): protein binding
Source: RefSeq, a predicted model, not a curated record
UAGCACACGGAGACAUAUUUACCAGACCAGAUGAUUUAAGAAAACAUGUUGGUAGCAGAGACUCAUUUGAAGCCAGAGAACUGUUACUGACUGACUGUCCUUCUGUCUUUUUUUGUUGUUUGUUUAUUAAGCCGUUAAAAGUCUUCUUCCUCCUCUGGAUUCAUCCUCGGCUGCUCUCUUCUCCGAGCGAUUGGAUAAUAAUCGACUGAGAGAUGGGACCUCGUACAGCAGUGGCUCCAUCUAAGGAGGCGAAGGCGGUUGCGGGAGGCGGAGGCGACAGAGGAGCCCGGCUGCGGAGCUGCAGCGACGGCAGCCAAUACAGCAAGAGACCCAACAACUUGCCCUCCUCCCCCACGCUCUACAGCCCCAAAUCAGUCCUGAAGAGACCAGUGAGCACAGAAGAGCUGCAAAGACCCGGAGGACCCUACUUCAAGAAAAUAUUUACAAUUAUGGCCGAUGCCGUGGGUUGGGGGUUUGUGGUGCGAGGAAACCGGCCGUGUCACGUCCAGGCUGUGGAGCCUUGGGGCCCAGCUGCCGCUGCUGGGAUGAAGGUUUGUCAGUUUGUGGUUUCGGUCAACGGUCUAAAUGUUCUCGAUCUGGACUACCGGGUUGUCAGCAACCUGAUCCUAACGGGACCCAGAAGCGUGGUGAUGGAGGUGAUGGAGGAGACGGACCACUGAGCAAUGACAGAAAAACACUGACGGAGAAGCUGAGAAACGGCUUUUAUGAAAACAAUUACUAAUACGUGUGUCCUGUCUGAGGAUUUUACUUCAAAGGACUGCAAGAACACAGCGAUGAAACGGGAGACAACCUUGUAUGUAAUAUAACUUUCACAUCAACCCGUGUGUUGAACGGCAGCCACAUCCGCUGAAUAGAGCUUGUUGCGUUUUGAAUAGCGCCGGAAAGUAUCGACUCUGAUCCAACGGUCUGUAGAGGUGGACUCUGGGGAGGAGAAUCUCUUGAUACCGUGCAGCAGACCAAUUAUUUUGCAAGCAGCUUCAGGCUGUUUUUCCUUUUUUUUUUUAACAGUGUGCAGUUUGGGUCUCAAACCCGUAGAGGUAGUUUGGGAGUGGUGCACUGUUAAAGCUCUUUCAUGCUUCCUGCGUUCAGCGCGGUCGGCGCAGGGCGGACGGCGAUAUGACGCAAACGCGCGGAGGGUCUGAUCGCCGAGCCGCACACCUCCAAGAUUUUUGGAACAAUGCGGACGCGGUCGUGUAGGUUACGUCACAAUGAUUGGCUACAGGAGAGAAAGAGUCCGUUCUUUGAACCGCUCUGAAAGACCAGACGGUUCGCGGUGACCAUGCGCGCCGUCCGCAGCGCGCCGUCCGCAGCGCGCCGUCCGCAGCGCACCGACCACGCUGAACGCAAAAAGCAUGAAGCAGCUUUCAGUGUGUGAGUCUGAGAAAUAUGCAAAUGUGAUUGCUAAACUGUUUUUAAAGCUGCUGAAGUCACUUCCCCACAACUAAAAAUCUAUCUGUUUCUGUAGACGUCUAUGAGAAAGUGAGCUUACUUCACACUUCAUUUAUUAUCUGAUUAAACAUUUUCAUAAUGUGUU